Molecule: messenger RNA, 6239 nt
Organism: Oncorhynchus kisutch (coho salmon)
Lineage: Eukaryota; Metazoa; Chordata; Actinopteri; Salmoniformes; Salmonidae
Product: soluble lamin-associated protein of 75 kDa
Exons: 13
Coding region: 203-2392 (729 amino acids)
Source: RefSeq, a predicted model, not a curated record
AGAACGUUUGCCUUGCGCGAUCUGGCAAAUUCUCUCUGUCCCAGCAGGCAAUGCACACACGGAGAGCGUACGCAGUGUUAACAGGCUAGGACAAGCUAGCAACGGAGGCUUGUGUGCUUUUCAAAACAUUCAAGAAAUAAAACCUAUAGUUUAUCCAAAAGAAGUCAAAGAAACAGCCUACGUGUCAUCAGCAGGAUUAGGGAUGGAGUUCCCUGUGGACGUGUUGGGAUCAGUGAGACUUGAGGAGGAGGAGCAGGCAGCAGAGGGCUACAUGACCCAGCUACGAUACAUCAUCCCCGACAAGGCCGAGAGCUUUACCCUGCCCAGCCACAGAAUGAUCUGUAUCAGUCUGUGUAAUGUUGGUUUUGUUCCCAUCUAUGGAGGAGACCUGAAGCAUAAGAUUCUGGCCCUGUUCGCCCCAGAGGACCAGCUCACAGCGGUAGCUUUGUUUCUGGCGGGUCAGUGGUGGUCUGUCGAGGACAUCCUCAGAACCUCCGACCCCUCCAGAACUGGCCUCCUCAAGGUGAGGAGUCUUGGUGAGCGGAUCGUCCUGUACAUUCUGAACCGUAUCGUGUACCGCGUGGGUGAGAUAGACAAACCUGAGGUGCCCUUCCUGUGCCACGGACAGAACCACCGGAUAUUGGAGGACCCAAAAAGGACCCAAAAAGCCGAUACCGAUUUAAUAGGCAGAUUUUUAUCAAGACAUGAACUAACAGAAUCUCUUCCUCUCUCUCCAGACAGCUUGUGUAAUGGCUUUGUAACCCAACGCUACCAGCUGCCUGUUAUGGACUCCAUCUUUAUCAGGAAGUGUCAUCGUGGAAACCGUCAUGGUCUGCAGAUGCUGGAGGACUUUGUGGACUCUUUCAAAGAUGACCAGCUCGGCCUGAAGUACCCUCUCUCUCUAACCAUGUAUAAAGUGUGUGGCCAGUAUCUGUGUCGGUACCCAGCUGACCAGGACCUGCUGUGGGUGGUAGAGGGAGUGGGAGGACCCUACCAGAGAGAGAGAGUGGCCAACAAGAUCAAAACACUGAAGGUGGUGCUUCCCGUGGUGACGGCUAAUGGAGAUCACCAAGCAGCCUCUCUGGACAGCACAGACAUCAACAUGGAAGAGGGCUCAGACAACUGUCUGGACAUCACCGUACGAGGAUGUUUGGUGCUGGAUAAGCCCCUCAAGUUAAUAGAAGCCCUGGAGGACACACCAGUGUCAACACAUACCUGGAGUAGUGGACCUAAAAAGCGUGGCAGAGAAGAGAUGGAAGACUCUGAGGAGGAGAGCCAGCCUCUGAAGAUGAACAGAUUGGAGGAGGCAGAGCCCACCACUACAGCUGUAGAGGGAGAGGAGGAGGAGGAGGAAGGAAGCGGGGGGGAUGAGACAGAGACUGGAGAAGCAGAGGCUGCUCUGUCCCCUAUAGAGGAGGCCAAAGCUCAGGAGGCUGAGGUCAAAGGAGAACUGACUGAUGACCAGGGAGAGGAGGAAGAGGUUGCCACACAGGAGCCUGAUGCUGUGCUGGAGAACAGAACGACAGAGGAAGAUGUGGAAAUGGAAGAGCAGGAUACGAAGGAGGAAGAUUCCAUUGAGGCUAAAGACACCGUAGAUGCAGCUCCUGUGGCAUCAGAGGAAUUGGCUGAGACGGAAGCUGUGGUGGUGGAGAAGGAGGCUCCUCUCCUGUUAGAAGAACCAGCCUCUGCUACAGAGAAGUCCACUCCGCCUGCAGAGCCAGCCCCAGCCCCAGCAGAGCCCUCCUUCUCUGGGGAGGUGAUUGAGGAGGCAGGCGAGGCCGCAGAUACACCCAUGGAAGGAGAGGAGGGGGCGGAGAAAGCAGUGAAGGAAGAGGAGAAAUCCAUGGAGGCGGCCAUCACAGUGGACAGCAGUAGCCAGGAAACAGUGGUCCAGAUAGGGGUAGCAGACCUGUCCUACCAGCCUCCGGAGGAAGGAGAGAACCAGCCUCUCACAGAGGAGGCGGCAAGAGAAGAGGUCAAAGGGGACGAAAAGAAAGAGGUAGAAGAGAUGGAGAACGUUACAACCACAGAGGAUGAGAAAGAGGAGGGAGAGAGUGAGAGCUCAGACGAGGGUGGCGACGGUAAGGUCCUUUGGAGGAGAGGCAGUGGCCAAGCGGCGGUGCCUAAACAUAAAUCUAAGAGACUGAGCAGAGUGGUCAUGGAGCCCGAGGAGCAGGGCACAGAGCAGCCGGAGGUCACGGAGGAAGAGGAGGAGGAGGAGGAAGCUAGAACGACAGAGGAGGAAGAGGGGGCUGUAAAGAAGAGCUUGGCUGAGGAAGAGGUGGAGGAAGAGGAGCAUCCACCAGUGGUUGAUCAGAGAGCAUUGAGGAGGAAGAGCCGACAGGUCCAGGCUCCAAAGAGAGCCAAAGGGAAACGACGCAGCAAGAUCUAAACACAGCAGACGUUGCAUUUAUAAAAACGCACACAAAACACAUGUUUAGAGGUGUGCAGUAAGGGAUGUUUUCUACCUGGUUUUAGGGUUUGUAAGGCAUCUAAAGUUAACAUGUAUUAUCUCUGUACAAUGUUGUUUAGAUUUUUACUUUAGGUGGUUUUAUGAAAGGUUUAAGUACAUGAAUACUCAAUACUCUGUUGCAAUAAGUCAAUGUGAAGUCUUUUUAAGGUUCAGAAUUGAUUUUAUUCUUGUUUUUAUUGCCUUGCUCUUUCAGUACUGACUGAGAUUGAGUUUCACAGGCCUGAUGUGGUAGUUUGAAGAUGAUUUUCAUUCUCUAGCUCAGUAAAAAAAAAUCCAAUAGCCUCGUCCUACACUGAGUCUGUGGUUGUUACAUUUAUACCAUUUACAGUAUUUAAAUAGUUUGGGUUGAAAUGCACCUCCUUAGUUUGGAGAUGUUGGAGUUAUUUGAUAAAAACAGUCAUUGAAGGUCUGUUCCAAUGAAAGCCAGCCGACCCAGUUGCUCUUGAAGACCAGGUUUUCCUACACCCCCUGUUUUCCUACACCCCCUGUUUUCCUACACCCCCUGUAAUAACAGUCACUUGUAUUACGGAAUGAAAUGUUCUAAAAAUACCAGGGGUUUUCUCCAUGUUGUCUUAUCUCUUCAGAUGUGCUGAAAUACUUUUUAUUUAGGAAAAAGCUGUGAAUGAACGUCAAUUAUAAUAUGUAAGUUGCACGGCACAGACGCACACAUGCACAUUGAUAUAUAAACGUGUAUACACACAACUAUAGUAUUUUGUGAAUAUACCCAGUAAUAGGAAAAAUAGAUUUGGUUAUUAUUGUUCUUGCCCAAGUAUAAUUCAAGAUUAUAAUUUAAACUUUAUCUUAUAUCUAAUAGCAUGUUUAAUUGCAAAUGUAUUGAUUUUAAGGGUAGAAUAUGUAUAUUACAGUAAGUAGAUAGCAGAAUUGAAGUGAAUGUGACUCUAUAUACCGGUGAUAUUUAUAUACACUGUUGUAUAAUGGCACAACAUUCACUGUUUACAAACACAAAUUUGCUACACAAGUUGAGCUAUUUCUGUGUGAAUUUGAUGCUGUCAUUGGCCGUGUCACUUCACUGGUAAAGGUACGUUGAGGCAAAGAUAAAGCAGAAUCUGUCAGUGGGCUAUUUAUGUUCCAUGGCUAUGGGUUAAUACACUGCUCCAAAAAAUAAAGGGAACACUAAAAUAACACAUCCUAGAUCUGAAUGAAUGAAAUAUUCUGAUUAAAUACUUUUUUUCUUUACAUAGUUGAAUGUGCUGACAACAAAAUCACACAAAAAUUAUCAAUGGAAAUCAAAUGUAUCAACCCAUGGAGGUCUGGAUUUGGAUGUCAGAAUGAGGCUCAGUAGUGUGUGUGGCCUCCACGUGCCUGUAUGACCUCCCUACAACGCCUGGGCAUGCUCCUGAUGAGGUGGCGGAUGGUCUCCUGAAGGAUCUCCUCCCAUACCUGGACUAAAGCAUCCGCCAACUCCUGGACAGUCUGUGGUGUAACGUGGCGUUGGUGGAUGGAGCGAGACAUGAUGUCCCAGAUGUGCUCAAUUGGAUUCAGGUCUGGGGAACGGGCGGGCCAGUCCAUAGCAUCAAUGUCUUCCUCUUGCAGGAACUGCUGACACACUCUAGCCACAUGAGGUCCUACGGCGUCUCCAGACUCUGUCACGUCUGUCACAUGUGCUCAGUGUGAACCUGAUUUCAUCUGUGAAGAGCACAGGGCGCCAGUGGCGAAUUUGCCAAUCUUGGUGUUCUCUGGCAAAUGCCAAACGUCCUGCAUGGUGUUGGGCUGUAGGCACAACCCCCACCUGUGGACGUCGGGCCCUCAUACCACCCUCAUGGAGUUUGUUUCUGACCGUUUGAGCAGACACAUGCACAUUUGUGGCCUGCUGGAGGUCAUUUUGCAGGGCUCUGGCAGUGCUCCUCCUGCUCCUCCUUGCACAAAGGCGGAGGUAGCGGUCCUGCUGCUGGGUUAUUGCCCUCCUACGGCCUCCUCCACGUCUCCUGAUGUACUGGCCUGUCUCCUGGUAGCGCCCCCAUGCUCUGGACACUACGCUGACAGACACAGCAAACCUUCUUGCCACAGCUCGCAUUGAUGUGCCAUCCUGGAUGAGCUGCACUACCCACUUGUGUGGGUUGUAGACUCCGUCUCAUGCUACCACUAGAGUGAAAGCACCACCAGCAUUCAAAAGUGACCAAAACAUCAGCCAGAAAGCAUAGGAACUGAGAAGUGGUCUGUGGUCACCACCUGCAGAACCACUCCUUUAUUGGGGGUGUCUUGCUAAUUGCCUAUAAUUUCCACCUGUUGUCUAUUCCAUUUGCAUAGCAGCAUGUGAAAUUUAUUGUCAAUCAGUGUUGCUUCCUAAGUGGACAGUUUGAUUUCACAGAAGUGUGAUUGACUUGGAGUUACAUUGUGUUGUUUAAGUGUUCCCUUAUUAUUUUUUUUAACAGUGUAUAUAGACCCUACACCUGGGUCAUAUUCACUAAGCACCAAACGAAAGAAGGAAACCUUAAACAGGGAGGGACUACCUGAGACUGGUUUUAGGCAACGUGUUUCUCUAUUAGUAUGACUGCUGUUUGUUAGCUAUAGCUGUGUCCAGGCUGGUCAUGUAAAAGCUACAUCGUAAAACACCUGGUGGAUCUCAAUAGUCUACAGGGGUUUUGUCUCCUUCGCUCUCCUUCACCUGGUACUGAUCUGAAAACAACUAGAGAUAAGUUAAAGCAAUAUGGCAGAAACCUACCUGGGGAUUUUCCACUUCCAGAUCAGUGAAGGAGACGAGGAGAGGAUGCCACUGUAUGCACCCCAUUUGUUGAUUGUGGAAAAUCAGUUUCAAACACCACUACACUUGUGGGUUGAUUCCUUUACGUAUGUUGCUAUCAUCCACCUGUUAAUACUCUGACCCCGGUCCCCCAAAAUGUGAAUCAAGGCUUAGUUUUAACUCGGCUGUGUAACAUUCCGUACAUCUAUGUUAGUUCUGGUUGUUUUCAAUUUGAAUGUGUCCUGGAUAUAAGGCAACAGCGGAGGGAGCCAGAGGAGGAGUCAUUGAGCUGCAUUUAGUUUAGCAUGGCCUCUACUAGUGUUUUCAGAUUCAGGUUGAUUAUAGAAGUCACCUCUUGGUGGUGCUCAUAUUCUGCCUUGGCUGCUGUGGUUCCCACUGUCUUCUGUGUCUAGGGUGGUUUUAUACAGACUUCCUAGAUAUCUACAGGCUUACCCCAGGGCUGUGUUCAGUGGCGUCCGAUGUUACAGAAGGUUAAGAUGGAAAGAGAUUCUGUUAGCUGGGCACAAGACAAUCCUGUCUGCAAUGUUCAGAACGUGGCACCUUCCUGAACGUACCCUAAUACUCUAAAUCUUAUUGACCUCAUUCACAACCAAUAGCCAGAAUAUGGCAGGCUUUAGUGUGUCUGUUCCAAAUGGCAAAUGAUUCCCUAUAUAGUCCACUAUAACCUUUUUAUUUAACUAGGCAAGUCAGUUAAGAACAAAUCUGAUUUAGAAUGACCCUAACCCGGAUGAAAUGAAUGGAGUGUUUACUUUCCUAUGAUUUGAAAAGAAAGAAAAAUGUGUGCCUUUUAUUUAAUGAUCCCUGCCUGUGUUAGGGACCUUGUUUUCCGUGUUGAGCUUGAACUAAUACGUAGAAUUUCAAAUCACCUGAAUUCACUGAGUUAUAGUAGAUUUAAACUAAUUCCUGCAUCUUGUGAUGUUACUGGACAUUUACUAUUGGUUCGUCAGCUGUUUUAGUAUGGACUACUGUUUAUCUUAAUAUAUCUUACUGAACGUCUUUCAGCCUAUGAAUUCCUUGUAGUUAAUAAACCAUUUUUUUCUGGAA